Messenger RNA from Alternaria ethzedia, 435 nucleotides. RefSeq lists its product as uncharacterized. NCBI's taxonomy places the organism in Eukaryota, Fungi, Ascomycota, Dothideomycetes, Pleosporales, Pleosporaceae. The record is from RefSeq and is a predicted model, not a curated record. Bases 1 to 435 code for a protein of 144 amino acids. The transcript has 2 exons.
AUGGGUGGUAGGCUUUCCAUGCCGAAGGCGGCCGAUGGCAUGAGCGAAACCUCCAAGCCAACGUCGGCCAAUGCGCGAGCGCGUCUUUCACGAGGCGGAGGCAUCAUCAAUGGCCGUACCGUCAUGGCACCCUUAGCGGCCCUUACCAUGGCUGGCCUUCUCUUCGUAUAUGCCCGGACGUCGAUACGCGCGGCGAAGCUCAACGCGAAGAAACAUCGAGAGGCAGACGGUGGGCAAAUCAGCUGGCACAAGGAGAGCAUGAGGCGACAUGGUCAGAUGGACAGGCUGGACGAUGAUAGAGGGACGUUCAGCGAAGCUCUUAUGGGAGACAUUCGUAAGAAGAAACAACAGAAGGUCGAGGAGAACCAGAAAGCGCCAGUAGAGAGGUCCGAGAACGACGCUGAACUGAGGAAGAUCAUGGGAAAGAAGGACUGA